GGCGGUCACGUGACCUCACAGCUGAUUCCGUUGGACGAGGUGUUGUGCUUCGACGGUUCAUCAUUUCAUGGAGCCAUUACUGGUUAGCAAAGCUGCAGAGUAGCAUAGCAGCCAUCGUCAGUUGGACUACUAUAUACUAUGGCACAGGCGGCGCCGGUGACUGUUUUCGACGCAAACAACUCUCAGAUACAAGUGGAACACGAUAAAAAGCGUCGGCAGUUUGUUAUAAGACUAAAUGGAUCUCAUGAUCGUGCAGUUCUUCUGUAUGAUUACGUUGGGAAGAAGACGGUGGACUUGCAACACACUGAAGUUCCAGAUGCUUACAGAGGUAGAGGAAUAGCAAAGCACCUGGCCAAGGCAGCCAUGGAUUUUGUGGUGGAAGAGGAUCUGAAAGCUCACUUGACCUGCUGGUACAUUCAGAAAUACGUCAAAGAGAAUCCUCAGCCUCAGUACUUUGAACAUAUUUAUCAAUGACCAUACAUGGCUCCGACAGCGAGGAGAAGGAGAAAGAGACUCUCGGGGAAUACAUACUGUGUGACAUCAUGCUUUGGAGUUACAGGCUGACAUACAACAAAGGAACCAGCAGGCUUUGUUAAACAUGACAUUGAGUGACUCCAGAGACGACUGAUCUCACGGCACAGAUGUCCGUGAGCUGAAUGUUGGGUCUUUGGGUCGGUAACACAGGGUUACGCCAGAAACAGGAAGUGAAUCAGCUGGUCAUCACUCAUAACAACAUGAGCAAAUGAACUAACCUCAGACAGAAACUUUCAGGAUGCAUACUCAUCACUGAUCGGAAGCAAAGGUCAGGCCUGUGAUGGGCACAGAUGUGAGUCAAAUCUUAUCAAUUUUGUAUUGUCUUCCUCUGGACUCAUUGGAUGUGAGCAGCACGACUAGAUGACUGACCCAGCUGUCUUUCUCCAUGAUGGGGAUGGCGGCGUUUCUGAUGCUCAAACAGGGAUGAAUUUUACAUUUCGACCCUCUUCUGAUAUUUUUUGGUUUUAUUAUUGUUCCAUUUUUGCCUCCUUUCUUAGAAAUAUUUUUCUUCAUGCUGAAAUGCUAAUUUGAUGACUUGUGAAUGCUAAACAAAUAUUUUAAACAUGUUAGUUAUAAGAGUUUGUUAUGAAGAAAUUGCAGAGAGGAAGAGAUUGCAGAGAGGUAUUGGCAUUCAUUUGAUGGGUACUGGGAAGUUAAAUAAAUAAAAGAUAAUCUUUAUUUAAAAUGUAUUCCCCCCAAAUCUCAAUUUGGUUCCACUGUUACUCUAUCAACUCUCACUCUUUCAAGUAACAAGUGUACUGUUCUUUAUUGGAGUCAUAAAUUGAUCAGUCAAAGAUGCAGGGAUUUGUAAACCAAAGAACACAAACUGAGGAUGUCCAACUUUGAAGACAAAGCUCAUGCAAAUGUUACAUAUUACAGACACGUGUGAUAAAUUGGGUCUGAAGCUUGUCACUGUGUGGUACAACACUUCAAUGUGGAUAUUAAUUCAUAUAUCUGCCAAAACCAGCAUUUUAAAAAUCAGCACUGUUAUAUUCAGGGCAUUUACAUUGUAUGGUGUCCAUUGUCCUUUGUUCCAUUUCUCAGUAAAAUGACACUGGAUGGCC
Molecule: messenger RNA, 1598 nt
Organism: Cyclopterus lumpus (lumpfish)
Lineage: Eukaryota; Metazoa; Chordata; Actinopteri; Perciformes; Cyclopteridae
Gene: natd1
Product: protein NATD1
Exons: 3
Coding region: 139-474 (111 amino acids)
Source: RefSeq, a predicted model, not a curated record